This is a messenger RNA of Clavispora lusitaniae ATCC 42720, 1275 nucleotides long. Its product is annotated as ubiquitin-conjugating protein. Lineage: Eukaryota; Fungi; Ascomycota; Pichiomycetes; Serinales; Metschnikowiaceae. Gene Ontology annotation, biological process: ubiquitin-dependent protein catabolic process; protein K48-linked ubiquitination. Gene Ontology annotation, molecular function: protein binding; ubiquitin protein ligase activity. Gene Ontology annotation, cellular component: ubiquitin ligase complex; cytosol; cell division site. The record is from RefSeq and is a predicted model, not a curated record.
AUGUCCGAAAACAUUGCUGCUGUCUCUGCUCCUGCCGGAUCCUGCAAAAAAGACUCGUCCCCUUUGAGUUCCCCUUCCCACUCCGCGCCUGGAUCCCCACACCAAAACAGAAUGCCGGCGCCUGAGAGCGACCCAGAAUCGUCUUCGCUGUCCGAAAGCGCCGCGUCUUCCUCUGAGCAGGUAUCUGUGAAUGCCGAAACUACUUCUGCAAAUGUCCGCCGGCCUUCUACACAAGACUCACACGAAGACCUGCGCCCACAGGCCACGCAAAGGCCUUCUUUUGGCUUGAGCUUCCUCUCUUCAUUCUCUAACACCAUUCGCGGCUCUGUGUCGCUGGCGGCCGCUGCUGCUGAAUCUUCAGGGCACUUUAUGUCGAACAGCCCCACGAUUGGUAAUCUCAGCGGGUUUGCCGAGGAAUCUCCUUCCACAGCCACUAGAGGCUCUGUUGCAUCAGCACCAACCAGCCAAGGGCCCGUCGUUCGUGACCUGCAAGAAGCUGAAGCUCGAGAAGAAACCACAAUGUGCAUUACUGAAACGCGGGACGAAGCACCAGAGUCUACUGUGGCUGAGCCAGACACCCCAGAAUCGGGCAAAGAUAAAGAUGGAUUCUACUCGAUCCGGUUGACCCCUAUAAUCGACCACUCAUCAUCAAACAGUGGCUUAUAUUUUUCGCCUGUGAUUCGCCGCAUCAAACCCAAAGAUCUGAUCUCCAUUGGCAGAUACACAGAGAAAAACAAAAGCGCUGCACAUGCACCACAGGGCUCCUCAGCACCGGUAGUUUUUAAAUCCAAGGUUGUUUCUAGAACACACGCGUUGUUUCAAUGUAAUGAGGAAGGCCUGUGGUUUAUCAAGGACUGCAAAUCAUCUUCCGGUACGUUCUUGAACAAUAUUAGAUUGUCUCAGGCGUCACAGGAACUGACGCUCUGGCCACUAAUAGAUGGCGAUAUUGUCCAAUUGGGUCUAGACUACAGAGGAGGUACCGAGGAAGUGUACAGAUGUGUCAAGAUGAGAUGUGAAUUCAAUCGUAGCUGGCAGAGGAAAGUCAACCGUUUCAACUUGGACAUUCACAACAGAAUGAAGAGCCUCGGCCUCAACACUGAAAACCAGAAGGGUGAAGAGUUAUCUGAAUGUGCUAUCUGUUUAUUCAAGCUCGAACCAUGUCAAGCGCUAUUCAUUAGUCCCUGCUCACAUUCGUGGCAUUACAAGUGUAUUCGACCCAUUAUAAUUAAAGAGCUAUCCACAGUUCUACUGUCCCAAUUGCCGGUCCAUUUGUGA